Molecule: messenger RNA, 2936 nt
Organism: Prosopis cineraria
Lineage: Eukaryota; Viridiplantae; Streptophyta; Magnoliopsida; Fabales; Fabaceae
Exons: 7
Coding region: 134-931 (265 amino acids)
Source: RefSeq, a predicted model, not a curated record
UGAGGCAAAUCAUCCGAUUAACGGCCGAAAAUAAAGGGGAAAAGGGGAAAAAUAUCAGUCACAAAAUUAUUCGUUGGCUUUCGCUGUAUUGUGGGCUGGAAGACGAAAGUGGUGCCAUAGCGAUAGCGCGAGAAUGAUUCUGAUUAGCCAAGCUCCUGGAGGAGCACUGUCUGCCAGAUGUUCCCUUUCGUCUCCGGGGAAAUUCGUCAAUGCAAAUCCAUCACUCUUCGGCAACCGUAAACCCCAAUUGCUCACCAGAAGAAGCCAUAUAAAGCCCUUGCAAAUUACUCUCGCCAAGGCCGAGGGAAGCGUGGAGUCAGGUUCAGCUUCUAAUUCGGCUCCCGCUAGCACCACCUCGUCUGCUCCUUCAGCCAAUGACGAAAUGGUUUUCGUGGGUGGAAAAGAUGUUCCUUUGGAAGGUGUGAUCCAGUUCGAGAAACCCAGUAAUCCUGCUCGUUUUCAAAAAUGGGGACGUGUGGCUCUUUUUGCUGGUGGAGAUGUGAUGGCCUUGAUUUUGUUUGCGGCUAUUGGAAGAUUAAGUCAUGGGUUAUCAACUUUCGACGUUGAGACACUAAAAACUGCUGACCCUUUCAUAGCCGGUUGGUUUUUGAGUGCUUACUUCCUCGGAGGUUACGGGGAGGAUGGGCGUGGAAUGAAUGGUCUGUCAAAGGGUGUCAUAGCUUCUGCCAAAUCUUGGGCUCUUGGGAUCCCUAUAGGAAUUGUGAUAAGGGCAGCAACGACAGGUCAUUUUCCAAAUUAUGGUUUCAUUUUAGUGAGUAUGGGAAGCACUGCUGUUUUGCUAACCACGUUUAGAGCAUUGUUAUAUGCUAUUUUUCCGGCUAAAAAUAGUAAGAGGAGAGAUGAUGUCUAUCGCCAUGGCAGCCCCUUUGAACUUUUUGAGUUGCUCACAUCAUUAGUACGGAGAUGGUAGCGUUGAACUGAAAAUUUAAUGCAUUUUUUGGUGUGUACAUAUGUUAGUAAGAGGCAAUAAGUCAUUGUAUUCUGUUCUCAUUAAUCUCUUUGGUCAACUAGAUUUUAAGAUUUCCUGUAUUUUGAGAAGGUCGUCAUGCCAUAUGACAACACAGCAGAAGGGGAAAAAAUGAAUUAACUACUGGUGUGUUGACUUUUGAGUUUUGAGUACAUUUACCCUACGAAAUAGGAUGGAAUAGAAAGAGGACCUGUUGGCAUUGGGGCUGCAUAGCCCUUAGAAAUUAUGGUGGAUCUUACAAUCUCCCCAUGGGCCCUGGUACGUUGGAUUAAAUUAAUCACUAAGCUGGAUGCAUGAUCCAAUGGUGAACAAAUCUGUUCAUUGAGCAAGAGAGCAGUGUCCUUGUUGUGCUAUUGAAUUCACCGGCAAGUGUUACUGAGAAAUAGUUUUAAGGUUUACCUACCAUAUUUGAAUGUCCUUUUCCAUUUAACUCUGUCCAAGGUCUGCUGCCUGUUUUGUGCAGCAGAGGAAGAGCUGUACAUGUGGAGAUGUUAGGGAAGUUUAACACAGAAAAUAAAAAUGAUGAGCCCUGGCCUGGAAUCCACCUUAUCAGAACUGUCUAACAAAUAAAUCAUGGUGUGCUCUAGCUAAUGACGUAAGGAAGAUUGCAUUAGGCCUCAUCAUUUGAGUACCCUGUAUUCUGGUCCAGUAGUGUUGAAUUUUGAAAUUACACUAGAACUAGAAGGCCUGUAAAAGUUUGAGUUCUCACCGUCAAAUUCAAGCUCGAAGCUGCCUUGCCAUCAACAUCAUGAAAUAUGAACUCACCGGAAUCAACAUGUCAACGUUUAGUGGAUGCUAGCUCCUGUAAAUAAGACAUGCAUUCGCUGUCCAUGCUCGAUCUUAUGUCACAAUUCAGUUUGCUUUUACAGGGAUCUCAAGGCGGUGGAUGGGUCUGAAAGGGGAAGUACUUGAGAAGCUGCGGCUAAUGCUUCUAUAUCUGAUGCUGGGCAACGCUAAUUCUUGGAGUUUUAUAUUGAAUUUGAUGACUUGAUAGGAAGUAUUCGCGAUGCUUUUAUUCAAUAUUCCACUACCUUAAUUUUGCUAUAAUUUGAUGAGAGAUUAAAUUUCCACUGUGCUGAGGAAGUGAGGCAGGAAGAAUUUUUUAUGGAAUUAGAAUAAAAUUGAAUUUUAAAAGUAUGUUUAGUAUGGAAAUGGAAUUUUGAUAUAAUUUUAGUAAAUAUGUAUACUUUAAAUAUGAGAGAUAAAAAUGCCCCUAUCGACAAAAAAUGGAAAAGCCCUCCUCCAUCCCUGCAAACUCAAAUUCAUCCAGAUUUAAAAUCCCUCGAUAGUAUGUUAAAGAAUGGAAAGAAAAAAAAUGAAAACAAUUUGGUCGAUGUAGAUUGAGCUCGGUUUGUGAUCUAGAACAAGAAUUUGGAGAUGCAUGCGAUCGUACGCGGUGCUGGAGCUAGAUCUUCGUUGCUUGUGCUGUUGCAGAUCCAACUAAGCAUUUGUAUAAGGCUUUCUUUCGCCAAGUCGCGUCUGAUUCAGGUGAGUUGUUUUUAUUAAACGACGUGGUCAAAAUCAAGGAUUGUCCGUCAGAAUAAACAAGAAAUCGAGACCCUGAGAGAAGAUUGGUUUGGAGGAUUUGGGGUUGUCAUCGUCGAACUUGACGAUCACCUAUCCACUGUAGGGGUUGUUGGCAGAGGUCGGGGAGGAAUCCAGAAGCUUCAACAAUGCUUGCUUAUAUCCUCAGUCUCCCUGCCAGCCAUUUUGUGCUUCACUGCCCCGUCACCAACAAUCAACAGGGAACAAAACCCCCCCGGGGGGGGGGGGGGGAGGAGAUACAAUAGAGGGUAGAGUGGUAUGGUGAAACUAAUUCCUAGGAAUUGGACCAAUUCCGUCUUCAUCAGGGUAAAAUCCAAUUCAAGAACAUUUUCCUGAAUCUGGGUUCCUAAAAAUUACAAUUCGAAUGUACCAAACUUGUCUCUCAGAGGAUUUUGUUUCUGUU